Messenger RNA from Crotalus tigris (Tiger rattlesnake), 3261 nucleotides. RefSeq names its product solute carrier family 25 member 40-like. Gene Ontology annotation, biological process: mitochondrial transmembrane transport. NCBI's taxonomy places the organism in Eukaryota, Metazoa, Chordata, Lepidosauria, Squamata, Viperidae. The record is from RefSeq and is a predicted model, not a curated record. The transcript has 11 exons. Bases 139 to 1161 code for a protein of 340 amino acids.
CUUCUCGCUAAAGGAGCUGUUUUCCCCCUAAAAAAUGUGGUUGAGUGAUGCCUUGUGAGGUUCUUGAGAACCGGUAAAAGUCCCAAAUGUAAAGAGUGCGUGGUGCCUUCGUAAAAGCUGGGAGAGGGAUCAGGAAAAAUGAUGGAUUGUGAAAACAAAGGAAAUGGACCCUCUGGAAUCACAACUUUUCAGCAAAUUGUCUCUUCCUGUUGUGGUGCUGUUCUAACAUCCAUUUUGGUGACACCUCUAGAUGUUGUCAAAGUUCGACUACAGGCCCAAAGCAAUCCAUCCCUGAAAGGAAAGUCUUUUUUGGAUUCUGAUGGCUUGACUGAUCACAUUUACCUUUAUGAAAAUGGAACUGGCAAGACCUGGCAUAAGACACCUGGUCGUUUUACUGGCAUGUUGGAUGCUUUUGCAAAAAUUGUUCAAAGAGAGGGCGUGAAAGCAUUGUGGAGUGGGUUGCCGCCCUCACUAGCGGUUUCAGUUCCAACCACAGUAAUUUAUUUUACUUGCUAUGAUCAACUACGUGAUGCCCUCGUUUAUAAAUUAGGAGAUAAUGACUUCAUUCCACUUAUUGCAGGUGGCAUAGCCAGAUUAUGGUCUGCUACUGUAAUAAGUCCAAUUGAAAUGAUUAGAACAAGAAUGCAGUCUGGACGAUUGACUUACACACAACUGCUUGCUCGCAUCAGUACAGGUGUCACCCAGAAUGGCUGGCUUUCACUCUGGAAAGGAUGGGGUCCUACUAUCCUUAGAGAUGUGCCAUUCUCAGCACUCUAUUGGUACAAUUAUGAAUAUUUCAAGAUGAACUUAUGCAAGAAAUCAAGUUCGCAUGAGCCAACAUUUUUUAUCAUCUUCUCAUCAGGAGCAGCAGCUGGUUGUAUUGCAGCUACAUUAACUUUGCCAUUUGAUGUAAUAAAAACACAUCGACAGACUGAGCUUUGGGAACUUGAUAUUACACAUUCUCCACAGAAGAAAACUGGAUCAAUAUGGGAAGUAAUGAAGAGAAUUGUGAUUGAAAAUGGAUUUACUGGAUUAUUUACUGGUAUUAUUCCACGAUUGACAAAAAUUGCUCCUGCUUGUGCCAUAAUGAUCAGCACAUAUGAAUAUGGGAAAAUUUUCUUCCGUAGAUUAAAUAAAGACAACAAUAUGAAGAACUAUUAAUGUUGUUUCUAUAAAAUUGAAAUGAUGUCAGUACUCAGUAGACAUAAAGGUCCACAUAAGUUGUAUUUUAUUAGUUUCUACACCCAUUGCAUAUGCAUCCAUGCCUCCACCAACAUUAUGUUCAGAAUUAUUCCCUAUAUGUUUGAUAUCAAAAAAAACUCGAUCAUGCUUCAGACAUAAAAUACAGUUAAUGUUUCAUAAAUAUAUGGGAGAGAAAAAGACUGAAAUCAGCAUAUGUUCCUGCAAAAGGAAGUUAAUACAUAAACUUUAAAAGCAAUUUUCAGAUACAUAGUGGAACCUCAGUAUUUGACUGCUCUGAAAGUUGUAGAAUUUGGUACUUGACAUAUUUUAUACAAACAUUUUGUCCUGAUACUCAUCAUUUGAUACUCGAUGCACAAACUAAAACUUGUCGGUAUUGGCUGCUUCAUGACUCACUGUCUUUUCCAGCCAAAACAAAGGGUUACACAUUAACUCUGGCCCUAUGCACAUCCUCUUGCAGUCUUCGCUUCUGUGGUCAUUUUCUGUAUUUUUCUGCUUCUGAUCAUGGGUCCUAAGAAAAUGAGCAGUGAUAGCACUGAGCAGAAAAGAAAAUUGCACCACAUUGAGCAAAAAAAAAAAGGAGAAGAAAUAACAGGCAAAUAUGAAAGUGGUAUUCACAUUACUGAUCUUGCUAGGGAAUACAAUAUGCCUAGAACAAUAUCAUUAAGAAACCAUUAAAAAAGAGUUAAAGCAAUAACAAAGUAGUGUUCCCAAACACUUGAAGUUCAAAAGUUGUUAAUUUGGGUAAACAAGAAGCAAUUAGUGGGUGACAUUGUGUCAGAAGACAUGAUACAUGAAAAAGCAAAAUUUGCAUGAUGCUCUUUUGAAAAACCGGCACCAAGUGGUCAGAAUGUUGAAGUUUUUAAGGCCAGCCACAGUUGGUCUGAUAAUUUUGAAAAGAGUGUUGUGAGGCAUAGCAAGGCAGUGAGUACUAAUAAGGCUACUGAUGAAUCCAUAUCUGAGAAUUUCAUGAUUAUGUAGAGGCUGAUGGUUUUAUUCCCUAUCAGUUUGUUAACUGAUGAGACUGAACUUUUUGGGAAAAAAAUGCUGAAAAGAACCUACAUCACAAAAGAGGAGAAGGCAUUACCAGGUCACAAACCAGUAAAGACAUGCUAUUGUUGUGUGGGAAUGUUAGUGGGGACUUAAAAAUCAAGCCUCUACUAGUCUAUCAUAGUGAAAACGCGCAAAUUUUCAAGCAGCAUAAUGUCAUAAAAAGAGAACUCCAUGUAAUGUGGAGGCCAAACAGCAAAAUUUGGGUCAUGAGACAAUUUUUCACCAAGCGGAUAAAUGAAGUGUUUGGUCCCUCAGUGAAAAAAUAUUUGCUGGAGAAUGAUUUGUCUCUGAAAGCUCUCCUACUAAUGAACAAUGCACACGCCCACCCUCCAGGCUUGAAGGUUGACUUACGGAAGGAUUUCUGUAAGGUUCCUGCCCCUCAGUACUAUUCUCACCCAGCCCAUGAACAAGCAGAUCAUUUCAAAUUUCAAAAAGUACUCCAAGAUGCUUUUCCAGAGAUGUUUUGAAAUAAUCUCUGACACCCAGUUGAUCCUCACAGAAUUCUGAAAGAAAUAUUUCAAUAUCCUGCACUCCCUUAACUUUACUAAUAAGGCUUGGAAUGAAGUCUCUUAUAGGACAAUGAAUUCAGCAUGGAAGAAUUUGUGACCAAAAACUGUCAGAGAGGGUGUGAGGCCGACCCUAAGCCUGCAGGUACAUAGGGUACAAUUGUGCAGGUUAUGUAUCUUUGGGCCAAUCCAGGGAACUAGAGAUCAAUGCUGCUGAAAUUGAGUUAGUGGAAGAAUAUGAAGAACUUAGCACUAAAGAGAUGCAGGAAUUACAGAAGUAGCAGCAAUAAGAGGUGGCUAAAAGAUUUAUUCAGGUGAGGAGAUAAGGAAAGAUGUUACCAGUUCCUUGAUAAAAGAAAUGCAUGAAAAAUGCACAAAGUUCAAAACUUUGUGGAGAAAUAUCAUCUGGACAAAACUUUGACAAGCAAUUUAUUCAAUGACCAAACAAUUUCACACCUACAAGGAAUUCUGAAAAGAAAACAAGCAAUCCUCACUGGAUAAG